AUGAGUGAAGAUGAAGUAAGGAAUGGAUUUUAUAAUGAAUUGGCUGAAGCAUUUAAUAGACUACCAAGUAAUGUAAUGAAGUUGAUUUUAGGCGACCUAAGCUCAAAAUUUGAAAGGGAAAAGCACUUUUCUCCGAUAAUAGAAAAAUAAAGUCGUCAUUCUAUAAUCAUUAGAAAUUAAUUUCGACUUAUCUCAUUUUUCAUCAAAUUAUAUGGUAGUCAGAAGUAUAAAGUUUCCCCACAAAAACAUCAAUAAUAUUACAUGGAAAUCAUUGGAUGGAAAAACGUACAACCAGAUUGAUCACGUGCUCACACAAAAUAGAUUAUGUUCUUGUAUAACAAACAUAAGAAGCUACAGAGGAGGAGAUUUUAACAAGGAUAACUCUCUACUGAUGUCUAAAUUUAAACUCAAAAUACAGGCAAAGUGAGAUUGAAUAAGCUAAAGAAUGCAAAAUGCAAUGCAGAAAUAUUAAAAAAUGAAAAUGUCAUUAUUGAUACAUACAACACACCUCAAGAAUAGUAAAAUUGAAAACAUAGAAACAGACUGGAAUAAUAUUAGCAUAGUCACAAAAGAAACCACAGAACGAAGUACUGGAAGAGUGCAUCGUGGAAAUAAGAAAAUAAAUGACAUAAUGUAGCAUGCUAAGAAGCUAUAACAAAGCAACGUAUAAAUCAAGUAAACUUUAUAAAAUCUGGAAAUCAAAGAGCAACGAACAUCUUUGUAAUAGAAAGGAAAAACUGUAAGCGAGUGAUAUAAAACAAAACAAGAAAGUUCACAAAUGGGAAGAGAAGUGGAAAAGAAUUGAUGACAAGGCAAAAUAUGAAGCUUCUUCAAGACUAUUGGAUUGUAUAAAGCCUCUUAAAUCCAACACUUAAAGCAAUAAAGGAUCGAAACGGAGAUAUUCUCAUGGAGUCCUAUAGAGUAUUUCAUAGGGCUCCUAAAUUUGAAAAUACCACUGAAACCAGUAAGAAGUGUACAAUAUCAGAUAGCGAAACCAUUGACUAACGGCUUAACUUUGGAGGAAACCAAGAUUGCUAUUAACAGUCUAAAGAAUUGGAAGGCGUGAAAGUCAGAUGGCAUACCCUCCUCUCCAAACUCAUUGAAUAUAGCAGCAAUGAAAUACACAAAGUUAUCUUCAAACUAUGGAAAAAUAUAUGGGAAGAAAAACAGAUAUCUAAAAGCUGGAAGGAAGCAGUUGUUAUUCCUAUAGACGAAAAAGAUGGCAAAACAGAGUGUGAAAACUAUAGAGUUUUAUCGUUUCCAUCUAUUUCAUUCGCGAGUAGUAAAUGCAAUUCUCUGCAUUUCAUUUGAACAUAAUUAAUAUAACUUCGAUGAAGUUCAUCGCCAAUGACUAUACCACAUUAAAUACAACAUUUCUCGUUCAAAGUUAAGCAACGGCGAGUUUACCUAGGAACUUGCAUAGAUGACCGUUUGUGAACAACAUUACGGGCCGUUGAUUAUUAUGCAUGUGGCAGUCAAGUUGUUGAGUAUCUAUUUAUAAUUUAUUUAAAUAAAUAUGUUUGCGCAAAUAUAUAUAUUAUUUUUUUAUCUUUAUUGUAAUGUUAAUUCGAUAAUAAUUAAAUAGUGUCUUCAAAAGAAACACUUAGAUUCGAAGUAUAAUAUUAAUAUGAAAUAAGUACUUAUACAUUCUUUUAGUACGAUCUCGACAAACGAAACCGCGAAACGACAUUCGAUGAUAAUUAAUAAUAAAAUAACGAGGUGAAAAUCAUUAACAAAUAAUAAAAUAAUACAAAUCGUACCUACGAUUUUUAAGUGUAAGCGAUUCGUUAUUUAAAAAAAAAAAAAAAAUUUAUAAUAUGCUUGUAUUUGAUGCACUAGAUUACAACAGCUCAUUGUUUGUUAACCCAUCCUGUUUUACUAACAAUGUUUAGUUUACCCUUUUUUACCGUGCCCGUACUCAAGAAAAAUACAACAUGACGUGUUUUCCUACUAUAGUCGUAAUCAUGGACGUCCUAAGACAAUGGCGAGCGAGACGGGGCACAUGCCAUCCCUGGAUUUUUAAUUUAUCAAUAAACCAAUGAAGGAAUGGAUAAACAAUUUGUAACAAAUUUAGUAUUUAGGAAACAUUGUAGAUUUAUACCUAUCUAAUACAAUGUACAAUACAAUAUAUUAUUAUGUAGAGUUAGGUUAGGUUAUAUAUUAUAUAAUGAAAACUAUAAAAUACCAUAAUACUUUAUAGAAAGAAAAGUUUAUCCUUUAUUUUUUGAAAUAACUGUCAUCCCUGGGGGGGGGAAAUUUUAAGGAGAGCUCGGUAAACUUAAAGGUAUUUUUUUUAGGAAAGAUACACUGAUAAAUCUUUUGUGAUGUAAUAAAAUCAGAACAUCAAAACUACCAAAAAAAUUAAUAAACAAAUAAUAAAAAAACAACACACCUUAGAUGAAUUAUUAUAGCUUUUGGAACUAUUACAUUAUAAGCCAACUCAACACUCAAAAUCUAAAAAAAUAUUUCAAUAUAAAAUAAGAAUAACUAAUAGAUAAUUUAUUGUUGUAUUAUACCUAAUUUAAUUUAUUUUGAACGUGUCAAUUUCAUAGCAUUCACACGUAAAACGAUUUUUCGUUGAAUCACAUUUAUUACACAGUUGUUCGGUUUUUUUCAUGCCUACGGAAAAAAUACCUCUCUAUAAGGGGUUGAUGUUAAAUUUUCCGUACACAUAGAAACAAACAAAUUAAAUAUUCGGUGCGUAUUUAUUGUUCCACGAUAGCGCCAGUUAAACUGUUAACUAAAAAAACAAAUUACCAUGAAGAAGUACAUAAUAGCUCCCUCGUCUCAUUCGGAAUCUACAAUUCACAAACGAAUAUACGACACAGCCAACCGAUAGAUGAGGAUUUCGGUUGUCCAUAAUGUCAUUGUUUUCGAAAAGGAAACGAAUUUUCAUCGUAGGAUAAUUAUUUUGUCAAACGCCGCAAACAUGUAGCUAUCUAUUAUACGAAGAUAUUAAGUAAAUUUGAUUUUGGCAAGUUAAAAGUUAAAAAUCAAGUUAUAAUUUCGAAUUUUAACUUAUGAUUUUUAUAUUAUUAUAACUAAUUAUUAUUUUUUUUUUUUUUUUUGGUUUUCAUAACAUUGAAAUAACUACCGAGUUCGUUUUGAUCCAUACUUACUAAUACUACGUUAAAUGAAUUUUAAUUUCUUUUAAUUUUAACACAUUUAUUAUUUAAUCAAUUGAACAAAUUUUAAAUUUAAAAUAAGUUUACUUUUGCAAUAAGUAUAAGAGUUAAAAAAAUAAUGAUAACUAACUUAACCUAAGUUGUUACAGGGUUCAAACAAACAACUUUUAACGCGUAUUAACUCACUAAUAUGAACAACUUGCACAUUUCAAUUAUCUCUUCAAUAAAUUUCUUUCUUGGUAUUUCCCUUCCUACGACCAUUGAUUCAUAAUUCAAAAUAUUAGUUAUGAAAGAGUUAUACACUUAAAUAAGUGUCUCGUAAAUUUUAAGUUUUUUGAUCUAAUGAUAGAUAGUAAUACUCUCCCUUCCCCUAAUAUUUAAAGAAUUUCUACAUGCUUCCUUUUAGUCCAACGUCCAACUAAUACGAAGUAAUCUUCUCCAAGUCCACAUUUCCAUUCCUUCUAGUUUUUUUUUUUUUUUUUAUAUUAUAAUGCACUUCUCGGCAAGCUUAUUUAAGGAUAAUAUAAUAUCAUUUGGUGCCACGUAAACCGAUUUUAAUGCAGAAACCGUAUAAUAUUGAGAUAAUGAUAUUAUAUAAAAUGUAAGUAUAUAUCCUAGGGUUAAAUCUCAUCGUGCUAUUGCUCGUAACGCGGCGAAGAUUUCAUUUGAAAGGCGCUGAAAAGUCACACCGUAACGUUCACGAAUUUGAUUUUCAAAUCGAAAACCCCCUUUUGGAAUAGAGCUAGGUACCCGCAAAAGAAUAAAACGCAGGAAAUCCAUUUUUCAUGACGAUCGUCUAUAUAUACUACUUCCAGAUUUCAGUAUACUCACCGAACACAUCCCGGCGCCAUUAACAUUUAUUACGGCAGUCUUAUUAUUUUUUUUUCUGUUUCUGAAAUGGCAUUACAAAAUCUCUGUACAGGAGAUAUAAUAUAGUAUUCUUACGUCCGGCGGGCGAAAAUCCAUCUGCAUUUUUAAAUCGUCAACGUUUAUUGUAUUUAGGCGACUGAAAAACCGCGAACAAAGUCAAAUAGUUGAAUAAACCCAGUCAAAGAGCUUUUAAAGACAAUUAUUUCGCCGCCAACAACAUCGAGUCACCACUGCCAUCAAAAAUCCACCAUGCUACACCACCACCGGUGGAAAAUUUUAACAGCACGAUCGAAAAUACUUUUUUAGCAUUUAGAAUAUGGUAAUUUUCGAAUUAUUACAUACAAAUUACAAAUAUUGUUCACCGGAUAUUUAUUUUAUUUAACAAUUGCCUUUUAUUCGCACUUGUACAGCAGGUAAUAAAUUCCAGGGGCCUUCAACCCGCGGCCCGCCUAGUCAUUAUUUGCGGCUCGCGAUCACAUUUGAAAUAUAGCAUAUCUUUUCUAUUUUGAUAAAAUUAUAACGCCGUAAGCCAUCACUGUCGAAAAAAUUGAGAAAUAUGCGAUAAAAAAAUUAAAUUACCUACUUUUUUUGGUAGUACUUAUACAUGUAAGCAUAUAUUUUCACGAAUGAAAAUUACCAAAUCGAAAACUAGAGCUCGGUUAACUAACAAACACUUAGAAAACUCGCUGAGAAUUGUAUCGUCUCAGAUCCAACCAAAUAUAGAAAAAUUAGUUAGUGAAAAACAAUGUCAGUAAUCACACUAAAUAUAAAAUAAAUAAUUUCAAAUUCAAAAUUGAAAUAUGUCAAUCUAUAUAUGUUUUAAUAAUAAUAAUAGUUUGUAAUUUAAAAUAUAAUUAUAAAAAUUAUAAUAAUAAAACUGAAUUUUUGUAUAAAAUACACGUGUUUACUACGAAUGCGGCCCGCAAGAUUUGUAAAAAAUAAUAUAUGACUCACUGGAUAAAAAGAUAGAAGACCCUUUACUAAACAAAAACAUUGUUUGGAAAAAAUAAAAUUUUAAAACUGAAGACUUGCUUUCAAAUGAUUAUCUAAUUUAAAGUUUAAAAAUCUUGACAAUAUUAUAUUUAUAUUUCUUAAAGCUUUUAGUUAAUACAUUGAAGUAUUGAAGUAGGUAUACUUGGUUGUAUCUCAGCCAAAUCCCAGAAAAUUAGAUUACGUCAGUUUAGCAAUAAAAACAUUACACAGGUAUUUGAAAAACAAAACCAAUACAUCAGCAAGUUUUGUAUUAGUUUAGCAUUUCAAACCUAGGUAUAUUAUACGAAAUUAUUGAAAUUGUUUGACCAAUAAUUAUUAAAUCAAAGACGAUAAGUGCAGCACCGAAUUGAAAUAUGGCAGUUUAAUAUUUUCUUUAGUCUUGAUUUUUUAUUUAUAGUAAUACAAAAAAAAAUAAAGAGCAUAAAACUAAGCAACUAAGCCACACAUACAAAUCUGACAGAUUAUUAUUUGUUUUAGUCACAAAAAUUAAUAUGUUGGUUGAGCGAUGACUUAAGAUGGUAUAUAUAGUAUUUAUUAGAUUAAAAAAAAUAUUCAAAACUCAAAAAUUACAAAUUCUUAGAAUAUUUAAUCUAAAAUCGCAUGCACAUGCGAAAACACCCAACGAGAUACCGUAUUAGUAGCUAUUUGGUUACCUAUUGUAAUCAUACAUUAGUAAUAGUAAUAUAUUCUUACAUCUACGCUGUACAUUUAUACAUUAUAUUUUUGAUUAAAUUUAAUAAAAGACGUUAACUUAAUAAAGACUACGAAAAAAUGUUAAACACAAAUAGUCAAUUCCAAUUUAUUUUUCUUCCAGAACAUUAUAAUAAUUAAUGAUGUAUCAUUUUUAUUUUGAUGUUCACAUAAUUGACAUAAUUUUUUUUUUACAGAAAUAUUUUUUCAUUCUCUCCCGUUUUUCCUGGAAACAUAUCUUAAAUAUCAGGCGUUCAAUUAAAAAAAUAAGUCACUUUUUUUUUAAUUGACGUUUUGAAUCCCGAAUAUAUAUUAUCGCUUUUAAAAUAGUUAAUAUAUACGACUUCUAUUACUUUUCAGUGAUAAAAUAUAAUAAAAAUACAGUAUACUUAAAUUAAAGUAUAGCACAAGAAAUCGUAAAUAAGAAUUUUUUAUUUGCCCUCUUGUAAAUACAAAAAAAAAUAUCACUUAAUGCUAUUUAAUAGAAUCCCACUCCAUUAUUACGUGAAUACCUAUAUAUCAUUUUUAACUUGACGUUUUCAUAUAUUAUUAUACUAAAUCGGUUUAUGUAAAUUUUUACUUUCCGUUUCGAAUUUAUUGAAAAAUACUCCGAAAUUACUUUAUAUUACUUUAAAUUACUUUACAUAUUUAUAACUAUACAACAAUAUAAUACCCGUACAACAUUAUUUUUAUUAAAAAUAAUUUUUAAUAAAAAUAAUAUAAAUAAAAUAAUUUUUAUUAUUUUCUAGACAACUAAAAUAGAAAAAUAUCAGAAUGAACGUAUAAUUCGAAUAAAAAAUAAUUAUAACUUUGUAUAAUAUGGGCCACAUACGGCAGUCAAAUGCUUUUUUUUUAUUAUUAUUUAUUCAAAACCUUUUUUGUUGAAUUUUAGAUCUAGAUAAUCGUUUUUUUUUUUUGAUUUUCCAAAUAGGUAAUAUUAAUAAUAGUUGAUAAAAAUCGAAAAAAAAAAUGAAAAAUAAAAACUGAAAAAUUUACGGCGUUACGAUUUUAUUAUUUUAAUUUGUACGCUUCAUGUAUUCUACCAGGAAUAUGAAUCAUAUUAAUAUAAGUACUUUUAUUUGGUAAAAAUGCAUAAAUCUAAAAUUAUUACAAUUAAACUAUAUUAGAACUUUAUGAGUUCUUAAUAAAAUAAAUGUAUAUAAUAUAAUAUCUAUUGUUGAAAAACACCGAAUAGUUUAACUAUAAAACUAUUAACAUAUUCUAUAUUCUAUAGUAAUAAUAAUAAUAAUAAUAUCAAAAACAAUAAUAAUACCUAUCAAUUUAAAAUAAUAAUGUAACCGAAUUAUGUAUCAGCAAAAUGAGUCAACAAUGUGGUAAUGAACCCGAUAUAUUGGCAUGGUAAAACAACGAUGCGCAAACGAUGUAUAACCUAAAAAUUAAAUAGUGCGCAAGUGGAUUACAAAAAAGAUCGAAAAAUAGCGAGCCGCAAUUAAUAUGCAGCCUCUUAACUGGAUCGAGAAUUUUACGCAUUGAGAGGACAUAAAAUGUGAACAUCUAUAAAAUUGUAUAUACAAAUUGUACUGUCAAAUUUUAAUUAUAAAAUCAAAUUUUCACCACAAAAAGGAAAUCUGUAUAACCUAUACUCCUACAGUCGUAUCUACAUGGUCCAAAAGUAGUAACCUGAGAACAAAAGGUACUUGAAACAGUGAAUUCUAACCACACAAAACCACUAUAUAGAAGUCAGCAAUAUACUAUUAUUAGUUUUGUGACUUUCUAGGCGUAUUUUAGUACUACAUAGUCCAUAGUCCAUCGUUCAUAUUAUAUAAAUACACUUUUAUAUUAUACUAAUGGCUAAUUUAUCAUAAUUUUCGAAAUAAUUUUAAACUAUCAUCAAUCAGAUCAGACACUGGUCAGUGUCUGAUAUGGUCAUACCAGCAUCAUGUAAAAACCAAAAACUCUAAUUAUAUUUUUUUUUUUUCUUCUAAUUAUACAUACUUAUAUGAAAUAUAAUAUGUAGACGUAAAAUAACUGAAAUUAUCUUAGCAUUUAGCACAGGUCUAUGAUUACUACAGACAUUUUUAGUACAUACUUUGAUAGAUAAUUUCUUCCUACAGGUCGAUUUAACAAAACCUCCAGAUUUAUUUAAAAAAUAUCCGCAAAAUAUUAUCUGCGACCCCUCUCGGUAUCCAUAUAAAAAACGUUAGGUACACAAUUUUACACCUGACAAACUUAUUAUUCUUACACUCGAGAAUGUUUUGAUAUAAUUAUUAUACAGACACAUCAUCGUCUCUUCAUAGACUAACUUCUUUAUCAUUUUCGAAUCUGUUCAUUCGUGAAAAUUAUUCGUGACGGAGAAAUCUGACUAAUAAUCCAAUAUGAGUAAUGACUUUUACUGCGUAUGCAAUAGCGUCAACCGAUAAAAACAGAUGCUAUAUUUGAUUGAUGGUGGGAAAAUCCUAAUAAAAAACAAUUUGUAAUAACUUGACGUAAAAAAAAAAAAGAAAUUACAAAAUUUUAAUAAAGAAAAAGUUUACUUGAAUAAAAUUUUUAAAAAAAAUCUCAAAAGUACAUGUGCGUGCAAAUAACCAUGUUUGGUUUUUAAAAAAUUGUUUUUUUUAAAAAAAUAUCCGUAUCACGGGUUUUAUUUUUAGAUUCACAAUUAAAGGUUUGGAUAUUAUAUACUGGAUAAUAAAAUUUGUUACAGGUUUUAUGAUAUAAACAUAGUAUAAUUUUAUCAGCAAAUACAGCAAAUACCUUAUUGUUAUUAAAAAUAUAUUAUUUAUUGUCAUUGUAAUAAAAUAUAUACUGAACUCGGCACUCGCAUAAUCUUAUAUUGUUUUGUUGAAAUACAAUAUAUUUGUAUUAAGAGGACGUGAUACCCGCAUGUAUAAUCUCCAUCUUACAAACAUACCACAUGGCAAAUUCGCGUUCAGUAGUAACAACGUUAUGCUGUUAUACUUUUAAUAUUAGAAUAAAUUGACCUAUUAUCAAAUUGAAUUAUAAAAACAUUAUCUGUGUAACGUUGUGACUAUUAAUUCAAUAUUUUAAUUUUUAAGAGACAAUAUAAGUAUGAGAUAUGAGUAUGUCACAAUUUUUUAAUGCUUAUAUCUUGAUCAAAAUUGUAAUAUCCAAAAAAUGGUUUCAACGUUGCACAGAGGAUAUUUUUUAUUAUCAAGUUUGAUAUUAUGUCUAUUCAAUCUAAUAUUAAAACUAACAACACAGAGGUGUCCCUGACUGAACAAAAAUUUUCUGGCGUGCAGUUCAGCAGUUGUGUAACGAAGACAGCACAUACGGGUAUAGCAUCCUCUUAAAAGGAGGUCAUUAACAAAUAACAUAAAGAAAUUGCCACAGUAACAUUUACUAUUUCUGUCUAUCUAACGAACAAAAUAAUAAAAAUGUGUUUUCGUUCUUCCAAUAGUACCUACUCAGAAUGGGAUCUAGGUCAGAAUAGCGAAAGAAAUAACCAUGAAUGUAAAAAUCGCGAAUUAAUGAUAGCAAAAUUAAUAAUAACGAAUUUUAAAAUAUUCGAUCAUACAUAAAAGCGAAACUGAUAAUAAAAACUUUUUUCAAAGUGUAGCAAAUAAUUUAUCACUAAAUACCUCUUUGUUUUUUUUUUUUUUUUAAAUUAUUAUUAUGACUAUUAUGAUUAUAAUGAAUGUAUUCAAAAAAUAUACUGUCUUUUCGAUAUUAUGUAUUUUCGCUCUUUUUUAAAAUUCGUUAUUUGUCUUUUCACUAUUAUAAAUUCGCGAUUUUUACAGUCACGGUUAUUUUUUCGCUAUUUUGGCUCGAUACCCUCAGAAUCUAAAUCAAUGAUCUAACAUUUAUUUCGUUUUCAACUAGGUAUUUUUUGAUGUAUUCAUUAUAUAAUUAUCUAUUAAAAUAAAAAUAUAUACACAUGCAUAUUUUUUUUUUUCAGUUUCAAGUACGAAUAGAUUAUCUAGAAAUACAUUUUAAAAAAUCACCUUUGAAAACAUAGUAAAUAUUUCCAUCUGUAAUUUGGUAAAAUAAUUUUUGUCUCAGGUCUAUUUGAUCCUGUGUAUUAUUUAAAAUGCGAAAACAUAAUAAUAGAUUUGCUAUAUUUCCCGUUAGACAGACAGUCGAUAAAUGUUACUAUGAUGACCUCUUAAUGGUAUUUUUUAAUGUUUAAAAAAUAAUAAUAAUAAUCAAAAUUUAAAUUUUUCGACCAAUUUUCACGGCAAGACGAUUUUUAACUUUUAAGUUAUCUUUAACGACUUUAAUUUUUAUUUUAUUUUACUACGAGAAUAUGUAGGUACCUACAUUUCUUUGAAAUUCUGAAAAUCGAAAAUAGAUAUAAAAUAAGGGUUCGAACAAAAUUAGACUAUUUUUUAUUUUACUUCUAAAACGCUUAAAACCAUUGAUAGAAGAAAGACAGCUUAUACCGGAACAUCAGUUUGGAUUUCAAAAUAAACACUCAAUAAUCGACCAGGUCCAUCGUGUCACCAACGUAAUAAGCAAAGGGCUUGAAGAGAAAAAGUAUUGCUGCGGAGUAUUCCUUGACGUGGUACAAGCUUUUGAUAAAGUUUGGCACAAAGGAUUACUUAUAAAACUACGUGAACAGCUGCCACACACCUGGUGCGCAUUUUUCAAAUCCUACCUGACUGAACGUCAAUUCAGGGUCAUUCAUGAAGAAGCAUUAACUGAUUGGAAAAAAAUAUCGGCGGGUGAAGGGAAGCGAUCUUGGACCAAUCCUCUUACUUACUUACUCUACACAGCGGACAUUCCAACCAACAACUAUUUAAUAACAGCCAUGUUUGCUGAUGACACAGAAAUAAUGACAACAAAUGAAGACCAGCAGACUGCUUGGCUUCAAACGUCCAUCGAAAACGUUUCCACCUGGACAAAACGUUGGAAGAUUAAUAUUAACACUGAAAAAUCGGUGCACGUAAAUUAUAUCUUGCGUAAAACCAUCUAUAAACCGGUAUUACUAGAUUAG
Molecule: messenger RNA, 10593 nt
Organism: Cinara cedri
Lineage: Eukaryota; Metazoa; Arthropoda; Insecta; Hemiptera; Aphididae
Source: the annotation of a GenBank genome assembly